Messenger RNA from Aaosphaeria arxii CBS 175.79, 1584 nucleotides. Its product is annotated as UV excision repair protein Rad23. The record is from RefSeq and is a predicted model, not a curated record. Bases 95 to 1258 code for a protein of 387 amino acids. The transcript has 7 exons. Gene Ontology annotation, cellular component: cytosol; nucleoplasm. Gene Ontology annotation, biological process: nucleotide-excision repair; proteasome-mediated ubiquitin-dependent protein catabolic process. Gene Ontology annotation, molecular function: ubiquitin binding; polyubiquitin modification-dependent protein binding; proteasome binding. NCBI's taxonomy places the organism in Eukaryota, Fungi, Ascomycota, Dothideomycetes, Pleosporales.
CGUCAGCUAUAACCCCAUCCCGCCUUGCCCACAGGCCCCGCCAUCCCUUCCACCACAACAUACCAUAUCGCACCAGCUUCCAGUCACACCCAAGAUGAAGAUCACUUUCAAGGAUCUCAAACAAAACAAGUUCGUCAUUGACGCUGAGCCAUCGGAGACGAUCGGCGAGCUUAAGGCUAAGAUUCAAGCGGACAAAGGCUGGGAAGUUUCUACUCAGAAGCUCAUCUACUCUGGCAAGAUUCUGCAAGAUGCAAACACCGUUGAAUCGUACAACAUUGAGGAGAAGGGCUUCAUCGUCUGCAUGACCUCCAAGCCAAAGCCUGCAGCGUCUUCAAGCAAAGCUGCACCCUCAACGCCCGCCCCAGCAGCAGCGCAAACGCCAGCUGCUCCAGCGGCGCCGGCAGCCCCGGCUCAAUCAUCAUCGACUCAGAAUGUCCCUGGUACUCCCUCACCUGCGCCAGCGCAGCAGUCGUCCGACUCCACUCGCUUCAAUGACCCAUCUGCCUUGACCAUGGGAAGCGAGCGCGACGCCGCCAUUGCGAACAUGGAAAGCAUGGGAUUCCCACGAGCUGACAUCGACCGUGCGAUGCGUGCGGCUUAUUUCAAUCCCGACCGUGCGGUCGAGUACCUUUUGAGCGGUAUUCCAGAGAGCGCACUUCAGGAGCAACAACAGCAGGCGUCGCAGGGGUCUCCGAGGCAGGCUCGUGGUCCAACCUCGCCACCAGCCGCCACCGGUGGUAACACAGGCACGACUCCCGCUCCUACCGAGGGCGACCAGCCGAUCAACCUGUUCGAUUUGGCUGCACAAGCUGGGCAAGGAAAUCGAGGCGGUAACGGUGGUGCUGGUGCUGGUGCUCGUUCAGGUGCUGGUGGUGCUUUGAGCGGCAAUAGUCUGGAAUUCUUGCGCAACAACCCGCAAUUCCAGCAAUUACGACAGGUCGUACAACAGCAGCCACAAAUGCUUGAGCCAAUCCUCCAGCAGGUUGGAGCUGGCAAUCCUCAAUUGGCGCAACUCAUUGCACACCACCCUGAACAAUUCAUGCAACUACUCGCCGAGGACGACGAUGAGGAUGCCCCAUUGCCCCCUGGUGCACAGGCUAUCAGUGUCACCGAAGAAGAGCGCGAGGCCAUCGAACGGUUAUGUCGUCUUGGCUUCGAGCGCGAUCUAGUGAUCCAAGCCUACUUCGCUUGCGACAAAAACGAGGAACUCGCUGCCAAUUUCCUCUUCGACCAGCCAGAAGACCCAGAGGACCAUUGAGCGAGCAGACCAGUGCCGAGAUGUAUCACGAACGGAUUCUUCGCGCCUUUUGUGUGCCCCUAGUUAUGACCCCAAUGGGGCACGCUGAUUGAUUCUGGCGAUACACAUGAACAUCAACCCCGCGUUAUCUCUGUGCUUCCUCUGGACUGUGCCAACGAAGCAAUCACCAGUUCUCCUAUAUCACCGGGAGGACAUAUACGAUGGCUAUGAUACCUUGCAAGAUGUAAUUCAUGGCAUUUGGCAUUCUUUAUUGGGCGAGCAUGAGUGACACCAGGCUCACCGAGCCCAAAAUAGUAAAGCGAAAACUCUACUCCAGAUAGUACUGC